CGCCGCCGCACCGUAAGCCCUCGCGCGCCGCCGGCAACCGGCUCUCACUCUCCCUCCCGUUCCGGGCCCUGCCCCGCCUCCCUGCCCGGUCAUUUGUGGGUGGGCCUCGGGCCGGGAGGCUCCGAGCCUGCGGCGAUUGGCUGACGUGGUGGCUGCGCACUGGGCCUGAGAAACUCUGGGCGAGCUCGCCGAGUCGACUCCUCAAGCGACGCCGGGCGCGUCUCAGCUAAUCCAAAAGUAAAUGAGAAACUUAGAAAAAGAUUGCCAACUCCAUAUCAACAUAUUUAGAGAAAAUUGGAAAAGGAGAAGCUUACUACAGCUUUAUUUGAGGACUUUUUAAAGAACGCAGGGUUCUAUCUGUGAGCAGCAAAUCUUGGAGCAAAAACCAGAGACAUUGCCAGAGCAAACAAGAAAAGAAGUACAAAUGGAGGACUGGUCAAAAGAUAUAACCCACAGUUAUCUUGAACAAGAAACCACAAGAAUAAAUAAAAGUACACAGCCAGAUGAGCAACUGACUAUGAAUUCUGAGGAAAAUAUGCAUCAGAAAUCCACUGAAUUAGUUAAUGAAAUAAGUUAUGAGAAAACAAAAUGGCCAGCGCUGAGAUCAAGGAAUUUUCAGAUCAUCAGUUCUUAUCCAGAUGAUGAGUCUGUUUACUGUACUGCUGAAAAAUCCAACAUUACGGAACAUAGACAUAAUGAUAUGCAUUAUGAAUGUAUGACUCCUUGUCAAGUUACUUCAGACUCAGAUAAAGAGAAUACAAUAGAAUUUCUUCUAAAAGAAUUGAAUAUUCUGAGAACAAGCAAUAAAAAGCUUCAAGAGAAACUGGCCAAAGAAGAUAAAGAACAGAGAAAACUAAAGUUUAAGCUGGAACUCCAAGAGAAAGAAACAGAAGCUAAAAUUGCUGAAAAGACAGCAGCUCUGGUUGAAGAAGUGUAUUUUGCACAGAAGGAACGUGAUGAAGCUGUUAUGUCUAGACUGCAAUUAGCCAUUGAGGACAGAGAUGAAGCAAUUGCGCGAGCCAAGCAUAUGGAAAUGUCUCUAAAAGUGCUAGAAAAUAUUAACCCUGAAGAAAAUGACAUGACAUUACAGGAAUUACUGAACAGAAUAAACAAUGCAGACACAGGGAUAGCUAUUCAAAAGAAUGGAGCUAUAAUUGUGGAUAGAAUCUACAAGACCAAAGAAUGUAAAAUGAGAAUAACUGCAGAAGAAAUGAGUGCACUAAUAGAAGAACGGGAUGCUGCCUUGUCUAAGUGCAAACGGCUAGAGCAGGAGCUUCAUCAUCUGAAAGAGCAGAACCAGACUUCAGCAAACAACAUGAGACAUCUGACUGCUGAAAACAAUCAAGAACGUGCUCUGAAGGCAAAGUUGUUAUCUAUGCAACAAGCCAGAGAAACUGCAGUUCAACAGUACAAAAAACUGGAAGAGGAAAUCCAGACCCUUCGAGUUUACUACAGUUUACACAAAUCUUUAUCUCAAGAAGAAAAUCUGAAGGAUCAGUUUAACUACACUCUUAGUACAUAUGAAGAAGCUUUAAAAAGCAGAGAGAACAUUGUUUCCAUCACUCAACAACAAAAUGAGGAACUGGCUACCCAACUGCAACAAGCUCUGACAGAGAGAGCAAAUAUGGAAUUACAACUUCAGCAUGCCAUAGAGGCCUCCCAAGUGGCCAAUGAAAAAGUUCAAAAGCUGGAAAGGCUGGUGGAUGUGCUGAGGAAGAAGGUUGGAACCGGGACCAUGAGGACAGUGAUCUGACUGAAUAAAACGACAGUCUGGGGAAGCGAUCACAUCUGGUGACCAGGCUGCUUCAUUCAACACUGUGUAAACACUAAAGCCUUAACUUAGCAAACAGUUGUUAGAAGUGGGACACUCCAACCACAUUCCAAGCUGAGAUAAAAUCAAAUCACAAAUGUUUAACCACUUUGCUGCUGACUUGAGUUAUUUAUCCAAAUAUAUUAACUAUAGACUUUUACCAAUAGGUAGCUAUAAGGUUACAGCUUAUUUUGUAACUAUUUUAUAUCUCAAUAUCUUUAAUAUAAAUCUUUUUACAGAGAGAUCAUUAUAGAAACAUGUUAAAGUUGGUUAGGAUCUUAUCUUUACAUAUGGCCCUUUCUGAAUCAAAGUAGAGCAAAGUAAAUAUUGUCUAAGCUUUAAUCCACUGUGUUAGGUCAAAACUUCAAAUACAUGCAUUUUUCAAUAUAGGGUAUAUUUCUUAAAUGAUGAGAGAGGCUUAAACAUGAGUGUGUAGUCUUCCUUCAAUGCAUGUAUGUAAUCUUUAUUAGUAUUAAAAUAUUAAAUAUAGAUCCCAUGAAUUAAAUGUAUAAUUUGUUUUAAUAAGAGAGGGAUACAUUAAAAUUACAUUCAUUAAGGCAUGAUUUUUUGUUUCACUACAAAUAAUGCCAACUGUUUUCAAUAAAAAGGGGAGAUUGUUAAUAUAUACUUAUAAAUUCACAUUGUCAGUAUUUUUUAAUGUUGGGUCUGAAUAAUUAUCUAAACUCUACUUAAGCUAUAAUAAUUGCCAAGUCUCUGUCAUUUUUGCCCGAAAAUUAGCAUGCCUCCAUCUUAAAAGAGACCACCAAACCUGUUAAGUAUUCUGACUGUUUAUCUUUUUUUAAAUUACCAUUUUAUUUUUGUUGUGGAGGAGGGGAAUCCAAUAAAAAAUAUACAAAAAAAAUUAUAAUGUAGAAAUAUAAGAACUUAGAAAAAAGUAAACUUGCCAUUUGGUUAAGCUUACCUGCUUUUUAUUUAAGAAAUAAAAUAGUUACAACAUAGCAGUCACUUCUAUUCAUAUGAAGUUAUGAAUAGAACUGAGAUUUUUAUGUAAUAGACUAUAGGCAAAGUAUUUUUAUUUUUUUAGAUUGAAACAGAUGAAAGCCCAAGAGGAAAUGACUAUGCCUGGAACAGGAUGAAGUAGACAAGUAGAGAUUUAAUUAGUGAAAAUUUUGUAGGCAAGGAAAAUUUUUUCUAAGUCUAUAUAUUUUUAAUUUAUCUUUAAGAUUGAGCUAAAUUAGCUACCAUUGCCUAUUUACAGGAUAAGUACAUCCAGGACAAUUAUUGCACCAUUGUUUCAUACAUCAUAGUAGAUUAUACAUUUGAAUUUUUUUUACUUCACAGAAAAAAUGUAAGCUACUUUGUCAUAGAUAACGAAAGAAUCAUAAUGCUAACAAACUCUAUUUCUUCCUUAUUAAAUCUGUAUCCAUUAAAGUAAUUUUUUAACUAUGAGAAUUAGAAAAUAAGGGACAAUGGGGGUUUAAAAUAAACUAAUUUAUUUUUCUCUAUAGUCAUAAAAGAAUUAUAUCCUCUUAUAGACCAGGGACUCUAUAAUACAGAAAUAGGUAAUGAUUUGGUCAUACAGGCAGUCUUGUCUCUGGGCUGUAUUUGAAAGUUGUAACAGCUCCCUAUGUGAAGAAAUGGCAUCUUCAAAGUCAUCUGGGAGGUUCAGGUAAGUAAAGAAAAACCAUUUUUGUCACAAAAUGGUCCAUUCUUGAUACCUCUUAAAAUAAAUUACAAGUAAACUUGAAUUUGUAGUUUAAUCCUGAAAACAGACGAACUUUUCUUGAGUUAUUUUGUCUGAGGCUUUAGAAGACACAAAAUAUAGUAUAAAGACAUUUCACAAUUUCCACACAAAUCUUUCUACACUUAAAUGAUCAAAUUAGAAUAACCAAUUCCGAUAAUUAAUAUGCAGAACUUUUGUAGACUAUGAUAUUAUAAAGUUAAAUUCACAAAAUAAUUCUAACAUCCACUAUUCUUCAGUAUAGGUAAUCUCCCAAAAAUAUCCUCUUGAAAAUGAGUUAUUCACAAAAUUUCAAUGAGUUGUCUACAAAAUUUCAAAUGCAAAGUAUUACAGCCAAAUAUUAUCUUAAUUAAUUUCAUACACUUAAAAAUGUCCAUCAACACUAUGUCAUAUGGUCUUGAUACAUUUUUUCUGUAUGGAAGAAUAGCCUCGCUUACUGAAGAUAGGUUCUCUAUAUAUUCAACAAUAAUGCAACUUUAGAAGUAUUCCACACUGCUGAGGAAUGUUGCUUUGAGUUUGCUUUACACAUCAUCAAGUCUAAUUUCUUAGUAACAGGAGAAUUCACUUCUUCUUGUAAAAAUAAGUAAUUCACAGGAAACAUUGGUAGCACUUGAUGAUUUACAAAGUCCUUUUACAUCUGCUUUUCUUUUUCAUUUGAUCCUAUCAACAACCAUAUAAUAAUAAUAACAAAUUUUAUACAUAACCCAUAUAAUAAUGAUGGCAAUGAUAAUUUUAGUAUUACUGUCAUUAUAAUUAUUAUUACGUUCAUUCUACCAAUGAGGGGACAGACUCAGUAAGCCUUAGAAUUUGCCAAGCACUGUCUAGGACUUAGAACUAAGAUCUUACAACCAUACUCCAUGCAACGAUGAGUCUCUAAACCUCUCUGUAAGAAAAAAAAAAUUCAAAGUAAAGAUUUUAACUCUUUCAAUUUCUGUUGUUACGGUACCAUUUCUUUCAUGUACCUACAUACAAAUUCUCUAACAAUCAAAAGAUUGUACACAUUUCUUUCAAUAAAGUACAAUAAUGUGAACUGCAUAUGUAAACAGCAUCACAUUUUUACCACCUUUCUAUGGUAUUACAGCGGCAGCAUGCUUUGCCUCAGCCUUCAGUAAUUAGAAAUAUUAAGACAAUUCAUUCCUAAUAAAACAUAAUAUGAGUCUCUUUGUACUAUUUUUAAUUUGUCCUGAUGCUAAAACCUAUCAGCUUAGUUUUAUUUAUAGCAUGGUGGUCUAAAUUUCAAGGCUCUCUCUAUCUCCUAGAGCAAUUAUUAGAGCUAAAAACCAGCUAUAAGCAAAGUUAUUGGUUAUAAGCAAGGUAUAAGCAGUUAAAGCAAAGUUAUUAUUAAUAAACAAGAAUUUAAAACUUUAUGAAUAAAUUAGAAAUUUAUUAAUGUAUUUUAAAUACUUUAUGGAGUAAAAUAUUUUGCUUACUUUUUUCAUUGAUAAAGUUGAUCCUUUGUAUGUUUCCUUAUUCAAAUAAACUAAAUCAUCUU
Cebus imitator (Panamanian white-faced capuchin) is the source of this 5004-nucleotide messenger RNA. It is a transcript of the gene MIPOL1, whose product is annotated as mirror-image polydactyly 1. The transcript has 13 exons. The record is from RefSeq and is a predicted model, not a curated record. Lineage: Eukaryota; Metazoa; Chordata; Mammalia; Primates; Cebidae. The coding region runs from base 425 to 1753 and encodes 442 amino acids.